Prosopis cineraria is the source of this 1477-nucleotide messenger RNA. Its product is annotated as protein CHUP1, chloroplastic. Bases 75 to 1316 code for a protein of 413 amino acids. Gene Ontology annotation, cellular component: chloroplast outer membrane. The record is from RefSeq and is a predicted model, not a curated record. Lineage: Eukaryota; Viridiplantae; Streptophyta; Magnoliopsida; Fabales; Fabaceae. The transcript is spliced from 5 exons. Gene Ontology annotation, biological process: chloroplast organization.
CUUCCUUCAAAAGAAAGACGAAAUAUAAAAGGAGUAAAGAUCAAUUCCAGAGCUACGUUCAGUCCAAAAAAAAAAUGACUAAGGAAGAGACUGAAUCUCAGAUGAAGAAAAACCUUGAAGCUCAAAUGGCGAGGAAUGAGAUGCUGGAGAAGGAAAACCAAGAACUCAGACAAGAAGUGAAUCGUUUGAAGACACAGAUAGCUUCACUCAAAGCACACAACAUCGAGAGAAAGAGCAUACUCUGGAAGAAGAUACAGAACUCCAUGGAUGGCAAUAAUAAUUCGGAUGCGAGUCAUGAGAAUGAGAUUUUGCCUACGAAGCAUCCAGAUUUGUCGGAAUCAGCACCCAAAAAGGAAUUUAGAGCAGUAAAAGUGCCCGUUCCUCCUCCAAAGCCAGCUUCUACCACUCUCACUUCCAGCAAGGAUGAGAAGGUGAUGAACGGGUCGGCGAUAAUGGCACCGCCGCCCCCUCCGGCACCACCAAAAUCGUUGCUUGGCUUGAAAGCGGUGCGUCGCGUGCCGGAAGUGAUUGAAUUGUAUCGUUCCCUGACAAGAAAGGACGCAAAUAUGGAGAACAGGGGAAAUCCCAAUGGCGUCAUGGCAGUUGCGUUUACCAGAAACAUGAUUGAGGAAAUUGAAAACCGCUCAACUUUUCUCUCAGCAAUAAAAUCAGAUGUUCAGAAGCAAGGAGAAUUCGUCAAUUUCUUGAUAAAAGAAGUAGAGUCAGCGUCAUUCGCGGGCAUUAGCGAGGUAGAGAGGUUUGUGAAGUGGCUGGACGGAGAAUUAUCAUCGUUGGUGGACGAACGAUCGGUGUUGAAGCAUUUUCCCCAGUGGCCAGAGAAGAAAGCAGACGCACUUCGGGAAGCUGCUUGUAGCUACCGAGAUCUGAAAAGCCUGGCAUCAGAGGUAUCGUCGUUCGAGGACAAUCCAAGAGAGGCGGUGGGGCAGGCGUUGAAGAGGAUGCAAGCACUGCAAGACAGAUUGGAGAGAAGCGUGAGCAGUGUGGAGAGGACGAGGGAGAGUACUUGUAAGCGGUACAGAAAUUUUCACAUUCCUUGGGAAUGGAUGUUGGACACAGGCCUUAUCGGUCAGAUGAAGGUGAGCUCAUUGAGGGUGGCAAAGGAAUGCAUGAAACGGGUGACAAAGGAAUUGGUGUAUAGCGAAGCCUUGCAGGAAGACAACCUGCUGCUUCAAGGGGUCAAGUUUGCCUUCAGAGUGCAUCAGAUGAAUCAGUUUGCAGGUGGGUUUGAUGCAGAGGCGACACAAGUAUUUCGGGAACUGAAGAAGAUUGCAACCGCUAGUAAUACCAAAUUAUAGCAAACACCUUAUCCAAUAGCCCGCGCUUGUUUGCGUGUCUUGAAUUCUCCUCUCACAAAUACUGUUUGAUGCUCACCCAUCAUCACCAAAACUUGCAAACAGCGAUAUUUGUAUAUGAUUCACUAUUUAUAUUUAUGAAACUUCACUCUUGUUUUGCGUCA